Molecule: messenger RNA, 1300 nt
Organism: Aspergillus homomorphus CBS 101889
Lineage: Eukaryota; Fungi; Ascomycota; Eurotiomycetes; Eurotiales; Aspergillaceae
Exons: 1
Coding region: 185-1300 (371 amino acids)
Molecular function (GO): chitin binding
Source: RefSeq, a predicted model, not a curated record
GUCUUUAUUCCCAAGUGACGACACGACAUAUACCCAUGCAUUAAGCUUGAGCCCAAAAGCUCAACCAAUCCUCCGCGCGGUCCCCGAUCCUUGUGGGCCCUGAAGCCCUAACUUCCCCUCCACCACCACCACCUUCACCCCAUCCCAUCUUAUCCCCUUCCACUCACCCACCUCCCGGUCAAAAAUGAACCCAACAAGCACAGACGGCAACUGCGGUGCCAACUCCGAGACAAAUGCCACAUGCCUAAAUUCAAACUACGGCAACUGCUGCUCCGCCAAGGGCUACUGCGGAUCCACGUCCGCCUACUGCGGCGACGGCUGCAACGCGCACUUCGGAACAUGCACUUCCCAACCCAACAACACCAACACCAACACCAACGCCCCUACAACGCAGCAGCAACCUGUCAGCACCGAUGGCAACUGCGGCCCUAACUCCUCCACCAAAAACGCCACCUGCCUGACCUCCCCCUACGGCGACUGCUGCUCCGCCAAGGGCUACUGCGGAUCUACGUCCGCCUACUGUGGCGACGGCUGCAACGCACUCUUCGGGACGUGCGACGACCCGACGACGCAGACGGUCAGCACGAGCGGGUCCUGCGGCGGCACGGCAAACAGCAACGUGACGUGUCUUGGGAGUGAAUUUGGGGAUUGUUGCUCGAAACUCGGGUAUUGUGGGCGGAAUGAUGCGUAUUGUGGGGUGGGGUGUCAGGUUGGGUUUGGGGUUUGUGAUCGUUCUGGGACGGGGACCGCCACACGGACCGCGACAGGGACCGCGACGGCUACGGCUACGGCCUCGCAGCGGGCUUCGACGGACGGGGCCUGCGGCGUCGGGGUUACGUGCGUUGGGAGUGAGUGGGGGGAUUGUUGCUCUGGGCAUGGGUGGUGCGGUGGGAAUGGGACCUAUUGUGGUGCUGGGUGUCAGGCUGAGUUCGGGGUUUGUGAUGGUGAUCUUUCUUCGGGCGAGGGGGGGCUGGGGAAGGGCGCGAUUGCAGGAAUCAGCGUUGGUGCGGCCGUCGCGGCUUGUAUCGUGCUGGCGUUGAUUGGGUUCUGGCUGUUUAGGCGUAGGAAGAGUCGUGCUCCAGGGAUGAUUGAUGGGUCCUCGGGGCUGCAAGAGCCUAAGAUGCCCCCGGAGAUAAUGCCUGCGCAGUCGUCGGAGCAGGCGGCUAAGCUGUAUCCCUACCCCGUUGAGGCCAUGGGGCAGCCUGCUAAAUCCCUUGUUGAGAUUGGGCAGACUCAUGUCAUGGGUGAGCUGGAUGGGAGGUCCGUUCUUGAGCCGGUCGAGUUACCGGCUCAUCGUUGA